AUCAGAAUUGCUAAAUGCGUCAAUGGCUGCUCCGUGUUAAAAAUUUUGUGAAGGUCUGAUUUGUAAACAUGUCGGAUACAAAGCUUCCAAACCCAAACUGCGAAGAUGUUGUUGAAGAAGAAUUGAGAAAGUUACAUUUACCACAUGAAACAGAAGCUAUUCCUCCAGAAAGUUUGUCAAAACCUGAACCUUCUGAAGAGCUGUGUGAAAUAUGGAACCGAUGUUUGGUGUCACCUUGUCCAAAUCGCGUCGCAUCAUCUCCCGUUUUCAAGACAAUAACCUUGUACAAGACAAGCUCUUCAAAAUCAAGGCACGCUGGAACUAAACCUUUGUUGAGGAAAGCCCGGUUACAGAUUGUGAAAAAGUCCAGAUACCUGAGGAAACCCAAGCUAAACUUUUUGAAGUUCAAAGAUCAAGGAACAUAUAUUGAAUCUGAUGAUGCUUCCCAAGAAAGUGGUGUCAGGAAUCAAAACUCUCGUGUUUUUCAGUCAUCGUGUUCUCAGCAAGCAUUAAACCCCUGCCCAGAAGAAGAUGACACCACCAUAGAAGAACUGGCAGCCUACUUUGACUGUAUUGUAUACAUCCCUCGAAAGAUGUCCCAAAUGGCCGAGAUGAUGUACACAUAGUUUCUCUUUACAGUAUCAAAGAUGCAAGUGUGAAGCUACUCGUCAUGUAUGUAAUUGCAGGGUAAUAUGGUUCUGGCUGUUUUUUCAUCAAAAUGUGAAAACUGUUCAUUUGUAGAAUAUCUAUGAAAUCAUUUCAUUCAAAAUUGAAAUACAUGUAUCAAAAUUUUUCUUAA
Messenger RNA from Daphnia pulex (common water flea), 799 nucleotides. RefSeq lists its product as uncharacterized. The transcript is spliced from 2 exons. Gene Ontology annotation, biological process: cellular response to hydrogen peroxide. NCBI's taxonomy places the organism in Eukaryota, Metazoa, Arthropoda, Branchiopoda, Diplostraca, Daphniidae. Bases 69 to 626 code for a protein of 185 amino acids. The record is from RefSeq and is a predicted model, not a curated record.